Molecule: messenger RNA, 999 nt
Organism: Acanthochromis polyacanthus (spiny chromis)
Lineage: Eukaryota; Metazoa; Chordata; Actinopteri; Pomacentridae
Product: macrophage mannose receptor 1-like
Exons: 6
Coding region: 1-999 (332 amino acids)
Source: RefSeq, a predicted model, not a curated record
AUGUCACCAGCCUGCAGACCAGGUGUUAACGGGGCCUUGCUGUGCAUCGUCCUUUUAUCAGGCCUUCAUCUUUACAAAUUCAUUGAUGAACCAAAGACCUGGAGUGAAGCCCAACAGUACUGCAGAGAAAAGUUCACUGACCUGGCUACUGUGGACAACAUGGAAGACGUGGAUCAACUGAUUGCAGCUGCUGGCAGUGGCUACAGUGGUAAAGUAUGGAUUGGCCUGUAUGACAAUUCUAGCAGCUGGGCGUGGUCGAUGACAGAUGACGGCUACUACGGAACCAACAAUCAGCUGUUUCUCAAGUGGGGUACUGGUAAACCAAGUAAACCCAGAGAUGAGUGGAAGCUAUGCGCUAUUGUAUAUCAAGGUCUGUUGUAUGAAUGGUUAUUCUCCCGCCCACUCUCCUUUCUCUGCUACGACAAUUCAAACAGUGAGUUUUCUUCUCCUCCAAGAUAUGUCUUCAACUCCUGGUGGAACCUGACGUGGGAGGAAGCUCAGAGCUACUGCAGGAAGUUCCACACAGACCUGGCCUCCAUCAGGAAUGAAGAAGAGAUGACACUGGUCCAGGAGGCUGUACCACAAUAUUGGGGUGCAUAUGUUGGUCUGUCCAGAAGAACCUGGUACUCUUGGUCAGACGGCACAGAGCAUGAAUUCAAAAACUUCCUGACUGGACACCCAUUAGGUCAAACUGGAGACUGUGCUACCAGUGUGAUCGGUGCUACUGAUGCUGGAAAGUGGGUGGAAGAUCAUUGUGACCAAAAACGUCCUUUCAUGUGCCACUACGAGAAAAAGCAGCAGCUUCGGAUCAAGCUGAGGGUUCUGAAAUCUGCAAUGGACCUGAAUGACCCCGCUGUGACGGAGGCCAUCCUGAAACUGGUCAGUCUGGAGAAGAAGCUGAAAGAGAAAGGGAUCACAGCAGGGUUCAAACUUAGAUGGGUCAAGAAGCCUGACAACACCAUCUUUGAGGAAGAGAAGGAAGAGAAGGAUGAACUGUAA